AUGAAGCGCAGCAGCUUCAACAUGCCAUUUUUUCACUACAUCUUCCAGCCAAAAUCCGCCCAGUUAUCAUCGUUCAGCAUGGAAGGGGUCGAGCUGGUCUCGCGUGUGCUGUUGGUGGCUGGGAUGAGUGCCCUGCUGCCCAACUUGAAAGGUGGCAGCCUCACGAAGCCUUUCUUCGACUCCCAGGCCUGUCAUGAUGCCAUUGCCUCGGGCGCCAGCUGUCAAGUCUGUGAGACCAAGUUCAAGCUCUGCAGAGGACACUACCUGUAUGAACCCUUCACCGUGGUCUUCUUUGAGGCUAUGGCCACGGUGGUAUUUGGGAUCCUGGCCGCGCUGUGCGUUCUGGGAACCAAGCGUUCCCUGCAACUUCUCUUCAACUGGAGAUCUAUCCGUCGCGUGCUACCUGUGGGUGCUACCUAUGCCAUAGGAGACCUAAUGGACCUGGCAGCUGCGCGAAAUGUCUCCGGCACCACGCUGCUGGUGGCGGCACAGUUGCGCCUGCCUCUGUGCGCACUGCUGCGUUGGAUUCUGCUUGGAAGGGGGCAGACAGCCCUGCAGUGGCUGAUGCUGCCGGUCAUUUCCCUACUUUGCGUCGGACAUGUGGUGCACGACCUUGGUGAUAGCGUUGCAGCUGGAACGGUUGGCAAUGAAGGGUCGUGGAUUGCAGCAUCGCCUGAUCAACUCCUGGUGGCUCUGCCCCUGAUCUUAGGAAAGAGCCUCAUCAGCUGUGGUGGGGCGGUGCAUGCAGAAUACUUUUUGCAAAGUGACGCUCAGGAAGUUCCGUUGAGCGUGACUCAGGUGCAUUUCAAGUCUGCCACGAUGCUGGGUGCGCUGAUUGUUGCAUGGGCACAGGGGCUGCUGAGCAGCAAAAUUCUGGCAAGCAGCUGGGAUGGGCACAUCUUCCCGCAUUUCCCACCAGGAGUGCAGCCAGGUGAUGCGAGAACACCCUUCUUUGGAGGAUGGGACAGUGAUACCUGGCUCCUCGCCAGCUGCUUGAUUGUCAACAACUUUUUGGUGGCUGACCAAAUGCGACGCCUCACCUCCGUAGCCAAGUAUGUUGCCUAUGCUUUUGGAUUGGUGUUUAGUUACUUGGCCCAGCUCCACGAGGGUCGGGAAUUCAGUCCUGUGCAAGCCUGCUCAUGCUUCGGCAUUGCGCUGGUGGCAGUGGCAUACAUCGCUACCCCAGCUGGCGUGAAAGACAAGAAGCAUGAGACCGCUGAAGGACUGGCUCCAGUCCUGCCUCCAGUGCCCGCCCGUGCCGGCCCGCGGGGCUGCCAAAUCUCCUGCUGCGAAGGGGUCACCUGGGUCCACGCGAGAGGCGUGGGCGUGGCGUCGCUGAGGUGCAAGAUGGGUAGUGGUGCCAGUGCUCCCUCGUCCUUGCGAGGCCUUAGCAAUGAUCCCGCUGGUCUCAUGGCGUUGAUCGAUGCUGAGCGGCGUGAGAAGCAGUGGCUCGCCAAUCAGUAUGAUUUGAAGUGUGCAGAGGCGGUUGAACUCCGGUCACAGCUGGAAGCGUUGCAGCGAGCGGCUCAGCCUCCAAGGUGCCAUGAGCCAUCGGCGCCAUCGGCGCCAUCGGCGAGCAACGCGUCAUCUCCGGCAAAGUCGGGAUGCAGUGUGGUCUAUGAGGGACGUGAAAGUCCAAGCCUCUCAAGUCCGGUCAGCAGUCCGUGUAGCCGUGGUGCCCUGCGGGAUCGUCGAGGGCUUCAGAUUUCCUUGGACACCAAACCCAGCGUACCAACUUCGAAGGCAUCUGGCUCCGAGCAGCAGGUGGCCCAACCAGCACGCAGACUGUCCACUGGAGGUCUGAAAGUUCCCCCGGAAGGAAGCCAGGCUCGGCAUCGGAAUUCCGUGCUGGGCUCGGAUGCCGAUUUGCAGUUCUUGGGCCAGCUGAACACUCAGGUUGCAAAGCAGCACCCCAUGGAGGUUCCACCAUCCCCAAAGAGAUUGCUGAGCCAAAAAACUUGGGCGACUCGCCCUGCAAUGGCUGGGCGAUUGGGGCAAGACUCCUUCCCUCAAUAUUUGAUAGAUUUGAUAGCAACCAUUUUUAUCCAUUUUUCGGGAUAUGAUGUGGCAAUAUGUGGGAUAUAAAUGGAUAUAAUAUGGGAAUAGAAUGGGGAAUCGGAUAAUCCUUUCCUCUCAACUUCCGAAGCCUUGGUCCAAAUCUAUUGGAUUGAAUUGGGGGCACCGACGGGCACCG
Cladocopium goreaui is the source of this 2194-nucleotide messenger RNA. The record is from the annotation of a GenBank genome assembly. NCBI's taxonomy places the organism in Eukaryota, Dinophyceae, Suessiales, Symbiodiniaceae.